AUGGAUAAAAAGACUAAAUAUAAGUUAUUAGGACUGACAGCUCUUGUAGGAUUGACAAGUUAUUUCUAUAUAUAAAAAGAAAGGAACAAGCCAAUAAAUUAAAAGAUGGCCUAAAAUUUUAAAGGAUUGCAAAAGAAAAUUGAUUCUUACUUCUCAGGGAAAUCUGCAGAAGAAAUGAUAUAAUUAGUUAGGGAUAAUGAUGAAUUUGUGGAAAUGCUUUAAAAGGAGGCAGGGAAAUACAUCGAUUUAUAAAAAAUAGAUGAGGAAAUAUCGAAAAUUGAUUUUAUUAGAUAAUUAUCAACCAUAAAUUAAUAAAUAAAUUAAUUAUUAGAAAUAAGAUUAGUUGUUUAAUACAUCUCAAAAAAUUCAUUACAAUUAGUUUAAGAAUAAAUCAUUGAAAAACUAGCAUCAUAGAGAGUGACUAUAAUGCAAUCUAAUACUUAAUUUGGAGAGGCUACAAUUAAUUUUGUAAAUUAUGUUUAAUGUUCUUUCUUAUAAUUAAUCUCUGAGUUAGAAAAAGUAUUGUAGGAUUUAUAAAGCCCUCAAAGAAUAGUUGCUGUAAACUUUUACUUCAUGUGCAUUUUGGAUUACUUUAAUAACAUAUUGACUAAAUAUCCAAAUUUCAGAAAUUUGAUAGCAAUCGUACUCUUAGAAAAAAUAGGAUAAAAUUAAUUUGGCUUUGAUUUUUAACAUGAUUGCAGGGAUUUAUAUUACGCAAAUACAGUAUAGACAUGCUAGAAACUCAACGCUUGUGAUUGUUGUAUAUUUGAUUUGCUAUGCAGAUACAUAUCUAUAUUUUAAUCCCCUGUAUAACAGAAGUUUUUUGAAUUCAUGAAAUGUAAUCAAUUGUUUUAGACUCAUGAGCAUUUGAUGCAAAUGGGAUAAAUAUUAUUCAAGAAUACAUUCUAUUUAGGAGGAUAGUUGGGCGAAGAUUCUCUUCAUUUCCUUGACACUUUUUCUCCUUUAUUUGGUCUCCUAAUAGAAGCAACAUCUAAUAAAAGUAUAUAAGAAGGGUUAUUGAAAUGUGAGGAAUUUGGAAUUGUUAUUUAAUAUCUUGAAAAAGUGAUAAACAAUCAUGAAAAUCAAUUUUUGAAUAGAUUGUUAGCAAGCUUGAUUGAUGUUUAUUCAAUCAUAUAUCCUCUUUUUUAUAAUGAAAGUGCAUUAAAAUAAAUUGCGAAUGAUGAAGAAAAAAUGAAAUAAAUUUUGAGUACAUUUUUCGGGGCUUUAUUGAACUUAGAGAGUAGAGAAAUGUUUGAUUCAAAUAAAUGUAUUACAAAUAUAUGA
Messenger RNA from Paramecium tetraurelia, 1284 nucleotides. RefSeq lists its product as uncharacterized. The transcript is spliced from 3 exons. The record is from RefSeq and is a predicted model, not a curated record. NCBI's taxonomy places the organism in Eukaryota, Ciliophora, Oligohymenophorea, Peniculida, Parameciidae.